Molecule: messenger RNA, 924 nt
Organism: Penaeus chinensis
Lineage: Eukaryota; Metazoa; Arthropoda; Malacostraca; Decapoda; Penaeidae
Product: proline-rich receptor-like protein kinase PERK9
Exons: 3
Coding region: 1-924 (307 amino acids)
Source: RefSeq, a predicted model, not a curated record
AUGUCCAGCCGCAGAGGAACAACAUCGGCUUCGUGUUCCCCCAGAGACGCGACCCGAUCUUGCCCUUCGGAGCCCGCCUGGACCGAAGAAGACCAGGGACAUUCUUUACUAACACCAGAACUGCUUACCCAUGCCCCUCCCUCCCGCUCCCCCCCACUAACCACACAACCAGCCACCACGACGGCCACCGCGCCCGCCCCCUCUAACCCCGCCGGCACCCCGCUCCCGCCCGUCAUCCCCCUCAUGCCCUUCAUCGUGGCGCCCGUGUUCACGCCCGUGGUGGCGGGACCCCCCCAGGACCCCCCCGCCCUCCCCAGCACCGACCUCACGCCCCCCUCAGACUCCCCCAGCCGACCCAGCCUCGCGCCGCGCCUGCAGCGGGUGUUCCCGAGCCAGCGGCUCAUCCAGAGCAUCCGCCAGGAGCAGUCCUCGUCGUCGUCAGAGUCCACGCGGGAGACGUCGAGCCGCACCAGCACGUCGCAGCUGCUCGCGGCCGCCGGCAUGCUGCAGAAGCUGGAGAAGUCCAGCAGCAACAGCAGCAGCAAGAGCAGCAGCAGCAGCCAGCAGGAGAGCAGUUCCUCCUCGCUCUCUCUCCCGGCCGAGGGCUCGUCGGCCUCCAACGCCGUCGAGCCGGAGGGCGCGGCACCUCCUCCGCCCGCGAAGGAGAAGCCUGCGCCCGCCCCUGCCUCUGGCCCCGAAGGCGAGAAGCGCGGGCGUAUCCUCGUGCCCAACACGCGGCGCCCGGUGCUGCGCCGCCCGGCCACGCCCCUCACGCGCCCGCGCUCGCAGGUCGUCCAGUCGCCCGUGUCCGACGACUACAUCAACAACUUCCCCGAGGCGGCCGCCCCCGAGGGCUUCCCCGGCGAGGACCCCGAGGAGGGCACCAUCAGGGAAAACCUCUUCGAGCUGCAGCGGGUCAACUAA